Molecule: messenger RNA, 2160 nt
Organism: Clonostachys rhizophaga
Lineage: Eukaryota; Fungi; Ascomycota; Sordariomycetes; Hypocreales; Bionectriaceae
Source: the annotation of a GenBank genome assembly
AUGUCGACGAGAAUAGCCCCGGAAUACGACGCACCUGUUGCGAUCGCUCCAGCCCCUGCAGGGCACUCCGCUGAUGGAGAUGCCUCCAAGACUACCAUGCCUUAUUCUUGCCAGACAUGUGCAAGACGCAAGGUCAAAUGCGACAAAGUAGCUCCCGCUUGCUCCAGCUGCCACAAGAGUAAACUAGACUGUUUCUACCAGGCACCGGUCCCGCGCGCGCAGAAGCGAAGAGUGACGCGCGAUGUGCUGCAGCGACUCGCCCGCUAUGAACAUAUCCUGCGCCAGCACGGUUUAUUACCACAUGAGGCACAUGAGACAGCCAUCCCAUCUAGUAAGAAGAACACCGGAAUAGAAGAUCAAGUCGCCUCCUUCCGUUGGGACGACAACGGAGCUCCUAGAACUGGAAAAUUAGUCGCGAGUAAAUACAUUGAUAGCAAUCUCUGGCACGACUUAGGGGAUGAGGAGAUUGCAUAUGCUUCCACCAACGGGGAAGGAUCAGGCGAUGACGAGGAAUACGAAUUACAGGACGCCGAGGAAAAUGAAAGUAUGAACCUUCAUCUGAGCAUUGGAGACAACAUAUCGGAUCCCCUCUGUGGAGCGUUUCUAGGUUCUCAGCAAAACCUUCUCCAGUAUCAUCCAACGCAUGAAAAUGCGAUGAUCAUGUGGAAGGCCCAUGCCGAGAACGUGGAACCUAUUUGCAAGAUCCUUCAUAUUCCCUCUACCUUUGAGAUGUUGGAGAGGGUAUCCCAAAAUCCCUCAACAGCGACAAAGAAUGAGGAGUGCCUAAUAUUUUCCGUCUACCAUUUUGCCGUCUUUUCUAUGAAUGAUGGCCAAUGUUUUGAGAAGUUGGGCCAGCCACAGUCCAGACUAAUGAAAGAGUACCACUUCGCUACAAGACAAGCACUGGUCAAUGCAUCCUUUCUAAAAACUACCGAGAUGUCUGUGCUGCAGGCACUAGUUCUGUUCUUACUUUCAUGCCGCUAUUUCUAUGAUCCUUCCACAUAUUGGAUCUUGACUGGCGUGGCGAUCCGUAUCGGGCAACGUAUCGGGCUUCACCGAGACGGUGAGAAACUCGGGCUACCACCAUUUGAGGUUCAGAUGAGACGCCGUUUAUUCUUUCAGCUCCUGCCCCUUGAAGGAAUCGCAAGCCAACUCUCUGGAACGGGAAUCACUGCCGUGCCUGAUCAUUGGGAUACGCUCCCUCCCCUAAACAUCAACGACGACCAGAUCUGGCCCGGCAUGACAGAGAAGCCACAAGAGCAGAAGGGUGCAACAGAUAUGAUAUUCUGCAUGGCUCGAUCAACUGUGGGCAGCUUUCUAGCCAAAACUUCAGGAUGGCUCCAGCCCGCAGGAUCACACCAAGCUCAGAGUUUUGACGAGGCAGAGAAGAUCAUAAACGAGGCAGAGAGCGCGGUUGAGGAGAGCUACAUCCGAUACUGCGAUAUUCUCAACCCGUUACACUUUCUAACAGUUGGAUCGAUCAGAUCAGCUAUUACGGCGAUGCGACUUCGAAUCCGCCUCCCCAGAGCGAGGAACAAUACCGCCAGUGAGACUGAACGGAGGGAAAUGUUCAAGCUAUCACAGAAGAUUCUUGAUACAGAUGCAGCUGCAUAUGCACAUGCAAGCCUGGGCAGAUAUCUCUGGCACGUGAAGCCCUUCUUCCUCUGGGGCUCAUGGGACUCUCUCAUUUAUACCCUGACCAGCCUCCGUGAAGCGGCUGAAUGGUUGGCGCCAGCGGACAUUGACGAUGCUUGGACUCGGGUGUCACAAGUCUACGCCAAUCAUCCGGAUCUUCUCAGGCCUAAACAACCUUUGCACGUAGCUUUUGGGCGGCUAACGCUCAAGGCUUGGGAUGUAAGCCAAUCAAGCAACUCCAAGAAUAAGGAACCUGAUUUCAUCAAAUCGUUGCGGUCGUCGCGCAAAACCGAGGUUCAAACUCGUAAAGGGUCGAAGAUGCCUAAUUUUAAAGGACCUUCGGGAGGUUCAGCCCCUACUUGUAAUCCUAUAUCAUCUCUGGCAGAAGGAUUUGAAAACACACCCUCUGACAACUCUUUGGAUGCUAUCGCCCUUGAUGCGAGCAAUGGCAUGGACGUUGACUUGUCCGACUGGGUGUUUUGGGAUCAGUUAUUGCAUGAUUAUCAGGCUCAAGGGAACCAAUAA